Asparagus officinalis (garden asparagus) is the source of this 1640-nucleotide messenger RNA. RefSeq names its product cysteine protease XCP1-like. Gene Ontology annotation, cellular component: lysosome. Gene Ontology annotation, molecular function: cysteine-type endopeptidase activity. Lineage: Eukaryota; Viridiplantae; Streptophyta; Magnoliopsida; Asparagales; Asparagaceae. The record is from RefSeq and is a predicted model, not a curated record.
AUGAUUACUCUUAUCUGGCUCUUCAAUUUAGGUCACAGAGGGAGCACAUUGCAAAACUUGUGUUUGGCAAAACCCACCCUAACCAGGCGUGACAGUCUGAUCGAUCUCUUUGGAUCGUGGAGACAUGCAAAGGUCUAUGAUAGGUUUAAAGAGAAGCUUAGGAGGUUUGAGAUAUUUAAGGACAACCUGAAGCAUAUCGAUGAAACGUACAGGAGAGAGACGAGUUAUUGGCUCGGUCUUAAUGAGUUUUCUGACAUGAAUCCUGAGGAGUUCAGGGGGGAGUUCUUCGGUCUGAAGCCAGUGUUCAGUAAGAGAAGGGAACAAGAUGAUUUCAUGUAUGAGAAUGUGGUAACUUGGCCCAAAUCAGUGGAUUGGAGGAAGAAGGAAGCAGUAACUUACGUGAAGAAUCAAAGGACAAUUUGGCUAUACAUGUUUGCAGGAAGUUGUUGGGCUUUCUCGACAGUAGCAGCUGUUGAAGGCAUAAAUCAGAUUGUGACAGGGAACCUAACAGCUUUAUCUGAGCAAGAACUGAUUUGUGAUGAGCCAUACAACAAUGGUUGUAAUGGAGGUCUGACGGAUUAUGCCUUCAGGUUCAUAGUCUCUAAUGGUGGAACCCACAACUACCCUUGCCUCAUGGAAGAAGGCACAUGUGAAGAGAGGAAGAGAGACAUGGAGGUUGUAACACUCAAUGGCUAUGAAGAUGUGCCACACAGUGAAGUGAGCCCACUUAAAGCACUGGCCCAUCAGCCUGUAAGUGUUGCAAUAGAAGCUUCAGAGAGAAAUUUUCAGUUCUACAGUGGGGGGGGUUCUAAUGGAACUUGCAGAACUGAUCUGGAUCACAGUGGCAGCCGUUGGAUAUGGAACAUUCAAAGGCCAGGAUUACGUUAUUGUGAAGAACUCUGGGGGUCCAAGAUAGGGAGAGAAAGGGUAUACCAGGAUGAAGAGGAAUACUGGGAAAUCCGAAGGGCUCUGCGAGAUAUACAAGAUGGCUUCUUAUCCUACUAAGAAGUGAUAAAGUUGUUUACUGUAAUUUCAUUAUAUUUGGGACUUUUAUUAUUUGCUUCCCAUGUUUUUUUCCCCCUGCUUUCUAAUCCUCUAUCAUCAACGGGUUUCAGAAUUGAUGUAAACAUAUGAUAUAUUUUUUCUUAAUAAAAAGGUUAAGUUUGUGAUAUAGUUCCCAGUCAAAAUUUCCUAAGAAACUCCGGAAAAGAACAACAAACAACUUCAGAAUUAGAACAUAAGUUUAUUGAAUUUUCCAAUUGCAUAUACCACCUUUGUUCUCUUCGGCACAGAAUCCCAUCUGCAUAACCUAGGAUGGGAAGGAGAGGAUAGGAGAGGAAGAAUGGAGGGAGGCUCAUCAAACUAAUUAUCGAAUCACUAAACUGUCUGCAGAUCUUUCAUCAAUGACCAAAAUUUUCAUUGAUUUCCACUUUGUAUCAAUCAGUGUUCUAAAUAUCAGGUACAGGAUCAUGUGGGAAGGAACAUUCCAUUCGAAUGGCAGGUAUCGAAGAUAUUUAGUAAAUACUAGUAUAGUGCACAUGCGUUGCACGUGGAUACAUUUGUUUUAUGUUCUAAUACUUUACAUAAUUCAUUAUUUAAUUAAUUUAAUUAAUGGAAGAGUUUCAUUUUGAAUAUAAUUA